This is a messenger RNA of Paramecium octaurelia, 1327 nucleotides long. The record is from the annotation of a GenBank genome assembly. NCBI's taxonomy places the organism in Eukaryota, Ciliophora, Oligohymenophorea, Peniculida, Parameciidae.
AUGAAUUCAAAUCAAGAAUUGGUUCAAAUGUUGAAAGAUCUUCAAAUUUACAAUUCCAUCGAUAACAACUUUAGUCCCGAUCAUAGCUAAUUAGUGAUGGUCUACGAAAAAGUAAUCGGAUCUGUUUUAAUGUUAGUUUUGCGAUUUAAUUAAUUUUGAUGAUAGUUUUACUUUAGAAAACUCAACAUUGCAAUUAUUUUAUAGAUGCAAAUUGAUGUGUAAAACAGUGGGUGUAGCUGAUUUUUAGAUGAUGGAUUUAACAGAUCCUGAUCAAAAAAGGAUGAAACACAUUCUUACACAAUUAUGUAAGUAUUGCAUAUGGAAAAAGGAUUAAAGUUAGAAAUGGGAAAAAAGAGACAAAGAAAUAGUAAUAUAUUUAAUGAUCUUAGGUAUAAUUAGAAGAUAUUGAUUUAUAAUAAACUCGAAAAUAAAAAAGCGAACUCGAAGAUUUGAUACAAAUGAAAUACAAAGACAUGGAUUUGAAAAAGAAAAAGUUUGAGUAAUAUAAACAAAUGAAACAUAAAUGUGAAUCAGAUUUAUUAGCUAAAAGAAACCAAAAUUUAAAAUUAUAAAAUUCUAUUUCGUAAAAUUAAAAUGAAUUAAAAGAUGCAGAAAAGAAGUUUAAGAAUUUGAUAGAGAAACUGUAAGUAGCUUAAAAUGAAUUAUCAAUAUUGGAAAGGUAAAUUCUUGUAUUAAUGCUUUUAGUAUGAUAGUGAAGGAUCCGAAAACUUUAGAAAAGAAGGUAAACGAUAGUCAAAGAAGGGUGGAAGGUCUUUAGAUUGAAGUAGAUAAGUGUUAGAAGGAAUUACAAAUUGAAACAUUCAAAAUUGGAAGAAUUUAUAAAUAAUUAUAUCUAGAUUACGAUGUAUUUUUGAGACUGCUUGAAUAAAUAAAGGAAUCGGAAAAUGCAUUAAUUUAGGAAGAUAAAAACUUUGAAAAAUCCAAUGAUUAAAUAUUUACAGCAUCAAACAAAAUACUCUAAGAGAACUUGGCCUUGCAAAAGUUAUAACAAAACAAGGAACAUCUGCAAUAAUAGAAAAUAGCAGAAUCUGAGAAAAACAAUUCAUCUAAUUAAUAUAGUUUACAAUCCUUAAUAGAUUUACAAAAUAAACUGUCAGAAUUGUAGAUAGAGGUGAAGAGAGAAUAGUAAGAGUAUUUGUCCAUACAACUCAUGAAAUAGGAGUAAUAGAAGAUUACGUCUGAAAACGAAGAAAUCAAAGCAGCUAUUGAAGCGAAUCUCAAAUAAGUGGUGACUCAAUAAAACAAGGAAAUUGAAUAAUAUACAAAAAACAUUGAACUCUUACUUAAUAAAAUAGAUUUUGAAUGA